Echinops telfairi (small Madagascar hedgehog) is the source of this 2817-nucleotide messenger RNA. RefSeq names its product zinc finger protein 420. The transcript has 4 exons. Bases 480 to 2183 code for a protein of 567 amino acids. The record is from RefSeq and is a predicted model, not a curated record. Gene Ontology annotation, biological process: regulation of DNA-templated transcription. Gene Ontology annotation, molecular function: RNA polymerase II cis-regulatory region sequence-specific DNA binding; DNA-binding transcription factor activity, RNA polymerase II-specific. Lineage: Eukaryota; Metazoa; Chordata; Mammalia; Afrosoricida; Tenrecidae.
UGGGCUCUGCAGUCCUGGUGGCCCCGGGGAUCGGGCUUGGAUGCUGGGCAGGGAUCCUGGGCCCCGCGCGGCUGAGACGAGGAGCCCAUGGAUUACCAGUGUGCCAAUAGAAUCCCAACAUCCUCUAUUAUCUUUCUCUGAGUGUAGAGGCCAGAAGAGGACAGAAUGGCUUUUCACAUUCAAAACAAGGGACUAAUGAAUGUCAAAGGGGUUAAUUCCAAAUUUCAUGAUACAUUUUCUGGAAGACACAGGACAAUUACAGGGGCUUAUAAAGAAGUUUUAGGAAAAUUGAAAACUGCAUUGACUUCAAGAUGUGUAAGCAAGCACUUACCUUCUAAAAAGGACAUUUAUGAAGCAGACUAGGAAAGACUGGAAAGCUUUAAAGCUGUGAUCUUGGCAGGUUCACUUCCAAAAACGAUUUGCAAAUUAAUGUUUUUUUGCAGAGGUCAUAAAGAAACCAAGAAUAUUUCAGGGAAGGGAUGAUAAUAUAUGAAAAAAUGUCCAUAUGCAACCAGCAUACUGACUUAUCUCAACAUCCCCAAUGUAAAAAUCAAGGUUUUACUGAGAAACCCUAUAAAUGUAAGGAAUGCGGAAAAUCCUUUAAACGAGCUUCACACCUUACUCAACAUCACAGUAUUCAUACUGGUGAAAAACCCUAUGAAUGUAAGCAAUGUGGAAAGGCCUUCAGCCGUGAUUCUCAACUCAGUCUUCAUCAGAGACUCCAUACUGGUGAAAAACCAUAUGCGUGUAAGGAAUGUAGCAAAACCUUUACUCAGAGGUCACAACUUAUUUUGCAUCAUAGAAUUCAUACUGGAGAAAAACCAUAUAAAUGUGAAGAAUGUGGGAAAGCCUUUACUCGUAGCUCACAACUCUCCCGUCAUCACAAAGUUCAUACUGGUGAGAAACCUUAUAAAUGUAACGACUGUGGAAAGGCCUUCCCUCAGAACUCACAACUUACUCUGCACCAGAGACUUCAUACUGGUGAAAAACUUUAUGAAUGUAAAGACUGUGCAAAGGUCUUCACUCAGCUCUCACAACUUGUUCUCCAUAAGAGAAUUCAUACAGGUGAGAGACCCUAUAAAUGUAAGGAAUGUGGGAAAGCUUUUAUUUGUGGCUCACAGCUUUCUCAACAUCAGAAAAUUCAUAAAGGGGAAAAACCAUAUGAGUGUAAGGAAUGUGGAAAGGCCUUUAUUCGAGGCUCAUUACUUAUGCAGCACCAGAGGAUUCACACUGGUGAAAAACCCUAUCAAUGUGAGCAAUGUGGGAAGGCCUUUCUCCGUGGUUCACAACUUAGGCAACACAUGAUUGUUCAUAGUACUGAGAAGCCCUUUGAAUGCAAGGAAUGUGGGAAAACCUUUAGUCAUGGCUCACAACUUACGCAACAUCAGAGAAUUCACACUGGUGAGAAACCUUACCAAUGUAAAGAAUGUGGGAAGGCCUUUAAUCGUGGCUCACUUCUUACUCGACAUAAGAGGAUUCAUACUGGUGAGAAACCCUACGAAUGUAAUGUAUGUGGAAAAAAUUUUAAUCGGGCUUCAGAACUUACUCAACAUGAGCGAAUCCAUACUGGUGAGAAACCUUAUGAAUGUAAAGAAUGUGGGAAGUCUUUCACUCGAAGCUCACAGCUUACCCAACAUCAGAGAAUUCAUACCGGUGAGAAGCCCUAUAAGUGUAAAGAAUGUAAAAUGGCUUUUACUCAGAGUUCACAUCUUUCCCAACAUCAAAGACUUCAUACAGGCGAGAAACCUUAUGUUUGUGAUAAUUGUGGCAAGGCCUUUGCUCGAGGCUUACUCCUUGUACAACAUCAGAGAAUCCAUACUGGUGAGAAACCAUACCAGUGUAAGGAAUGUGGAAAGGCCUUUGUUCGUCGUUCACAGCUUACUCAACACCAACGAAUUCACACUGGAGAAAAGCCCUAUAAUUGCAAAGAGUGUGGGAAGGCUUUUAGUCAUGCCUCUCAACUGACUCUCCAUCAGAGAAUUCACACUGGUGAGAAGCCUUUUGAAUGCGAAGAAUGUCAAAAGGCCUUUACUCAGAGAUCUCAUCUGUCUCGACACCAGAGAAUUCAUACUGGCGAAAAGCUAUAUCAAUGCGAGAAGUGUGGGAAAACUUUUACUCGUGGUUCACAACUAACUCACCAUCAGAGAGUUCAUACCUGUGAAAAAGCUUUUGAAUAUAAGUAAUGUGAAAUGAAUUUUAAUCAUGGCUCAUAGGUUUACAUAUGGAUUGUAGUUUAUGUAGAAAAUAUGUGGUCACUCACUUGCUAUUAAAGACUCUUCUCAAUGUAAAUAUGAGUGCAUAUUUGCAUUUUAGAGUUCAGCAUCAGAGAUUUUGCAUGAAAUAAGGAAUAUGAAAAAUCCAAAAGCCUGUUUAUCUUUAAAAUGUUAUAAUGGAGAAUAAUUCUAAUAAUUCAUAAAUUUAGGAGAUCCUUUAGACUUAUCAAGGAGCCCUGGUAGCAUGGUGGUGUAAACCCACAAUAUUAGAAGUUUAAACCCAUCAGCUACUCACUGGAGUAAAGAUAAGGAUGUCUGUUCCUGUAAAGAUUUAGUUUGGGAAACCCUAUAGAGGGUCACUAUGAGUCAGAAUUCACUCAAUGACAGUGGGCUUGAGCUUGGUCUGGUUCUACUGGCUGGUUUCAUUUGUGACAUCAUAAUACUUCAUCUCUGGCCUGAUCUAAUCAAAGAUCCCUGGCAAUGCAAUGGUUAGUGCAUUCAGCCAUUAACUAAAACCUUGUUAGAUCAAAAGCCAACCAUCCACUCCAUGGAGAAAGAUGUGGCUUUCUGCUUUGGUAAAGAUUUCAGACUUUGACACCCAAUG